UACUCAUUCACGGAGGGAGGAGGGGAGGCCCUCAUCUGUCACCAACUCCCCCUCUUUUCCCUCCAUAAAUGGCUUCCUAUCAUCAUUCAUCCCACCACUAACGCAUUAAAAUAGUAAAGUAUUCCUUCACCAUAACACUCUUCUCUCCUCUCCUCUCCAUACUUUGAAAGAAAAAAACGUUAUCUCAAAGCGAAAAUCCUCCCAAAACUGGAUUAAGAAGAGCAAAUAAAAAAAAAAUGAACCCCAAGAGCACCUUCAUCUUGGCUGUUCUGCUACUUACAGCUUCACUAACUGCAGCAGCUAGGCCAGACUCAUUUGAAGCUUUAUCAUCUGAGCAAAAGGGCAACAAAGGCAGCGGCAAACCAGGCAACCAAAACAACAAAGGUAGUGGUGGAAACACUGGUGGGAUGGGCGGCUUCUGGGGUCCAGGGCCUGGGUUUGGAUUGCCAGGGUUUGAAAAAGGGUGGGGACAUGGGAUCGUAGGCGGUGGCUAUGGAGCUGGCUUCGGAGGUCCUACCGGAGGGUACUCAAAAGGUGGUGUUAUUAGAACUACGGUUGUUUGCAAAGAAAAAGGUCCUUGUUUUAACAAGAAGCUAACCUGCCCUGCUAAGUGCUUCACCUAUUUUAGUCGGUCGGGAAAAGGUUACGGUGAGGGUGGCGGUGGCGGUGGCUGCACCAUGGAUUGUAAGAAAAAAUGCAGUGCUUACUGUUAAGAGGGUAAUAUACAGUAUAAGUACUAGCUAUAUCAUUAAUAUCUAGUUGCUUAACCAUGUAUGAUUAUAUAUGAGAUGCAUUGAGUAGCUUUUAUUAAAAGUUAAAUAAUAUACAUCAUUUAUGGGGGUA
Molecule: messenger RNA, 843 nt
Organism: Gossypium raimondii (Peruvian cotton)
Lineage: Eukaryota; Viridiplantae; Streptophyta; Magnoliopsida; Malvales; Malvaceae
Exons: 1
Coding region: 237-713 (158 amino acids)
Source: RefSeq, a predicted model, not a curated record